AUGGCUCAAGAAUAUACUUGCGCAGAUUUCGAAGGUUUAAGUGGUCCUACACAAAAUGUUCUUGUCAGUAUUGGAAACUUCAUUCGUACUUUUGCUUCCAGUGUCGUGCAUUACGAAUAUUAUGUUGCUUGGAUUGGUGCCAUAGUCAAUGUGUUACACUUGUAUAUUUUAUCACGAAAGUCGAUAAGAUGUAACAGUAUAAACAUAUUUUUGAUGGGUACUGGUAUUUGCGACAUGUUUUGCUUGUGCUUAUUUAUACAUGCGUACACACUGACACUCAUUUUUCCAGAUGAUAGAUGCUGGAAUUACCACAGUUACAUUAACGUUUUUAUCGAAGUAUGGGUGUCAUCAUUAAACGAUGUGCUACGACGAGCAUCUGCCUGGCUUAGCGUGAUGAUGGCAUUAACUCGAUUUUUGAUCAUGAAAAAUUCACUGAAUCCUAAAUACCAGUUUCUGUCAAAACCUAAAUUUGCAUUAAUAUCUAUGUUUUUGGCAUUUUGGGUGUCUCUACUUGUGUCCGUAUUUUAUUUAAUUCGCGUUACAAUUACGGAAGUUGAACCAUGGACCCCAGCAGAUUAUUGCGCCGACUAUCUGGCAACUUACAGCGAAAAACAGUAUUCGAGUAGUGUUACUAAAUAUUUCGAAGCAAAUAUUGUUGCGGCAGUUCAAAUAUUUUUGGUUAUGGAUGGGUUAUCAAAGACAAUACCUGCUGCAAUUCUUCCAACUCUAACAGUUCUUCUGAUUAGAGAACUCAAGGUCGCCAGUGACUCAAAACGGAAAAUCUCAGUGGCAAUGAGAAAAGGCAAUGAAAAUUCAAAAACUGACCAUACUACAAAGAUGGUAAUCCUAAUGACAAUAUGCUUUAUGUCUGCUGAAGGCCCUAUGGGUAUUUGUACGGUUGUUCAAGGUUUUGUGGUUGAAAAAUCUGGAUAUCUCGGAAUCACAUUUGAUCUAGUGGUCAUUUUUGGGUUAUUCGUCACAAUAAAUGCAAUUUCUCAUUGCUUAAUUUGCCUUGCCGUGUCUACUCAAUAUCGGAAAUGUGCAAAAAAAGUGUUUUGCUGGGAUCGAUGCACUGCAAGGAAAAAAUUUCCUACACUAGGAACUUUUUAA
This is a messenger RNA of Caenorhabditis elegans, 1110 nucleotides long. It is a transcript of the gene srw-67, whose product is annotated as G-protein coupled receptors family 1 profile domain-containing protein. Gene Ontology annotation, molecular function: G protein-coupled receptor activity; G protein-coupled peptide receptor activity. NCBI's taxonomy places the organism in Eukaryota, Metazoa, Nematoda, Chromadorea, Rhabditida, Rhabditidae. Gene Ontology annotation, cellular component: membrane. The transcript is spliced from 6 exons. The record is from RefSeq and is marked reviewed. Gene Ontology annotation, biological process: signal transduction; G protein-coupled receptor signaling pathway. The coding region runs from base 1 to 1110 and encodes 369 amino acids.